UUAUCGAAAAAAAAACUUGUCAGCGUUGUGAUAAAGUCACAUAAUGGAAGACAAAAUAUAUUGAAAAUUUCCCACUGUUCUUUUUUCAGCAGUAACAAUAGGUUAUUCUUUUUUAAUUUUUGUGCUCCUGUUUUGGUUCAGUUACAAAUUUUUAUUUCUGUUAUUUGUUUGUGUGGUUUGUUGUUUACUAGUGGUUGUUGUGGCAAGGAGUAUUUUAUAUCUCAUUUUUAUUAUGAUUCUUUUGGAUUGUUUUUGGUUAUUUUUUAUUUUUUUGGUGUGUUUUUAACUUUUUGUUAUUGCUAUCGUAUGAUAUAUUUAUUUCGUGUUGGUGUUUCUGCUUUUGAUCAUGUUGGUUUUUCUAGUAAGUUGUUUUAUUUUUCUUGUUUUUUAUUGGUUUUUUUUCUGUAGUUUUUACUUUUUGAUGGUUAGUUAGUUUAUUACCUAUGUCUUUAGCUUUUAAUCGUAUUGAGUUUUUGGUGGUUUACUUUUAUUUUUUGUUUUUUAUUUUUUGUUUUUUGAAUUAUUUUUUUCGUUAUUUUCUAGUUGAGUUUAAGAGUAAGUUUUUUAUGGAUCAUUAUGCUCGUUUUGUUUAUAAGUUGGUU
Loa loa (African eye worm) is the source of this 602-nucleotide messenger RNA. RefSeq lists its product as hypothetical. The transcript is spliced from 2 exons. NCBI's taxonomy places the organism in Eukaryota, Metazoa, Nematoda, Chromadorea, Rhabditida, Onchocercidae. The record is from RefSeq and is a predicted model, not a curated record. The annotation marks the transcript as partial.